UGCCUGAGAGUCCUCGCGCAGGGCACGAGCGCCCUCGGUAGAGAGUCUCGGACUUCCUGCUCAGCUCUGCUUCCCGCAAAGCUUUCUGGAUCCAACAGAGGAGGAAGCACUAGUUAGGUAGCGGCCUGUGUCGGGGCUCGGUCCCCCGCUGUGAUUAGCAUACGAAAGAGGUGAAUUAACACCUCGUCGAUACCAGGGCGGCGGUGAAAGCUGGAGCCGAGCUGCGGAGCUGCUGGGAGCGUCUGUCCGCGGAUCAGUGUGGUUAGCCGGGAUUGCGCUAACAGACGGGGCGGCGGAGGAGACACUCUGCUGUGUUUUUAACUUCCCGAGGCUCGAGACUACGCGAAGACUUCAAGAAACUUUUCUCGACAAACCUGGAGAGUGCGAGUAUGUGGUGGGAGCCCCGAGUGUUGUAGGAUGAAGAGCCCGGCGCACCGCACCAGGGACAUCGAGAGGCAGGCUGGCUACCUGAGGCCCGAGCACUGCGCCCCUCCCCCGCCACGCAACGGCUCCGACACCAUGUGGUUCAUCCGCGACGGCUGCGGCAUCGUGUGCGGGGUCAUCACCUGGUUCCUGGUCUUCUACGCCGAGUUCGUGGUGGUGUUCGUCAUGCUGCUGCCCGCCAAGAACGUGAUCUACAGCCUCUUCAACGGGCUGAUCUUCAACGGCCUCGGGUUCCUCGCCCUCGCCUCUCACUUCAAGGCGAUGUGCACAGACCCGGGAGCCGUGCCUAAAGGGAACGCCACCAAAGAGUUCAUCGAAAGCCUGCAGCUCAAACCGGGACAGGUGGUGUACAAGUGUCCCAAGUGCUGCAGCAUAAAGCCUGACAGAGCACACCACUGCAGUGUUUGCAAACGGUGCAUCAAAAAGAUGGACCACCACUGUCCCUGGGUGAACAACUGUGUCGGAGAGAGCAACCAGAAAUACUUCGUGCUCUUCACGAUGUAUAUUUCACUAAUAUCCUUCCAUUCGCUGAUCUUGGUGGCCCUCCAUUUCGUGUUCUGCUUUGAAGAAGACUGGACAAAGUGCAGUAACUUCUCUCCACCAGCAACGGUCAUCCUCCUCAUCCUCCUCUGCUUCGAGGGUCUCCUCUUUCUUAUCUUCACCGCGGUCAUGUUCGGGACCCAGGUCCACUCCAUCUGCACCGACGAGACGGGUAUCGAACAGCUCAAGAAGGAGGAGAGACGAUGGGCCAAAAGGUCCAAAUGGAUGAAUAUGAAGGUGGUGUUUGGUCAUCCGUUCUCGAUAGCCUGGCUGAAUCCCUUCGCAACACCCGAUCACGGCAAGGCAGACUUGUACCAGUACAUCGUGUGAAAACUGGACGCCGGACUGAGCUCUGCUGCUGUGGACUUCCUGGUCUGCCCUCCUAUUGGCUGGACCACAACGAGCAUGAACUCCUCUUAACCACUUUCUACAUUUUUCUUUCGUUUGUGGAUAUUAUCGAUAUUUCAGGGUCUUCCGUUGUAAACUACAUUGUCGAAAUGUUCACAUUUCUUCCUAUUUUAUUGUUUCUGUCCUGAUGCUGACUGAGAUUAUCGAGGUGCUGCUCUGCAAAAAACAAAAAAACAAAACCUCUCUUAAUAAGCUGCGACAACUUGACAAGAAGCGCUUAAUAAGGUGAAACGACACCAAGAGUCUGAUGUCUUCCUGCGGAUUGUCCGAUCAUUUCCUGCUUCCAAGACUAAACAAUGUGAACGCAAAACUGAAAACCAGAAAGUUUUCACAGUCCCGGGUGCCAAGAUGGUAUCCUGGUUUUGUCUUUCUGUAAACGUGAUCCUGUCACCUCUUACUUUGCUGUAUUCCUGUCGUCGCAAGAGUCUUUUGCUGAGUGCUGCGGAUGAUUUGCCUUAGAACAGUGCAUUAGUAUUUUAAAAAGACAUUCAUUAUUAUUUUUGCCUUAAUGUGACCGUCAUGUUUAGACAGGAUCACAUUGGUUUAUUCAUUCAUACAUUCAUGUUUUGUUUUUCUUUGGCGCCGAAUAGGUGGAUUACUUUAGGUAAUCUAAGAAAAGUAUUUUGAGACAACAUUUUUUCAAAUUUGCUUUUGAUUUACGUACUCUUAGUCUGCACUAAUCCCCACCUAUCUGGCGUCCCAAGAAAGUUUAAUCGAAUCACAUAUAAAAACUGUUUAAGGAGCUGUGAGGAAAGUUUAAUUUCUGUAGGGCAGAAUGUUAAAAUCGUUAAGCAAGUGCCAUUUAAUACUACAGUAACACUUACAUCAGAGCAGCUGGUGACUUUGUUAACGGUUGAAGCCAGACAAACUCUCAUGCCAUAAGCAUCUGAUUUAAUGCUCGAGAUUUUAAAAUGUGGAAGGAAACCCACUUAGCGAUGAUGGUAAAACUAAAAAGUAAUGCUGUGACUUCAUUAUGCGUGUGAUGGUAAUUUGAAUGCGGCAAAAGAAUGGUGGACUCCACCACUAACAAAGAAAACCACUAUAGAGAUUAUAACAGGAUUUAUUUACAUUGAAUGGCUUAUUACUGAAAAAAUGCAGAUUAUAAAGAAACAAAAAGGUUUGAAUUCAUGGAAUCUUUAGGAUUAUAACUUAAAACAUGUGAUAUGUAACAGGUAAACAAAGUGUUGUUUCUUGUCCAACGGCUUGUAAUGUCACUCGGUUUUACAAUCCAGCAGGUUGUUUGACUAUUUGGCAACUCUGUUUAGUGAAUCCAGCCAUCCUAUUUUCUUUCUAACCGUUUUAAUCACAGCCACCAGCACAAAUAGAAAGUCUGGGAAUAAAAGCAAUACACAUUGCUCUCUGAAUGCACUGACCCUAAGUGUAAUUCACUGGCUCUCAAUUGAUGGAAUUUGCUUGUGGAUAAUCCAGUUUGUCGUAGAUUGCGGUUGUGAGCCUGACUAGCUGGAGAAAAAGCCUUAAAGGAUAAAAUGUUGAUUGAAAUUCAGGCGAGAGGAAAAUGCUCAGAGGCCUGACAGACCACGUUUGAAAUGCACAAUUUUAAUUGUUGCCGCUGUGGACGGGUACCGGACCAGCCAGUGUGAGGAGAAUAUUUUACCUUUGGUGAUGAGAAUGAAUUUGGUUCGGAUAGGAAAUGGGCUACUUCACAGCAUUUAACACUAAAAUGCCUUUGCUCAAAUGUAUUCGAAAAGCCUUACUUUAUUUAUAAAACUUGCUUUUUGAAAAUAAUGAAAGGACAUAUUUAUGUUGCCAAAUUGAAUGCUGAAUGAAGAGAGACAUUAAAGUUAGAAUUUCAAGAGUAGAGCAUAAUCAAGUGUGAAAUUUUCUUAGGCUUUUAAAAAUCACUAGAGUUUUAAAAAAUGUUAACAUGAUAUGGAAAUGCAACAGUUGCUGUCCGGUUUACAUAAACAGUUCACCAGCUUCCUUCUUUUUUCUGGAAUUGUUCAAUAUAUAUUCUUUGCGGUCAGGUAUGAAUACCAUUUGUAGUACUUACUGUGGACCACAUGAUGUUUUUCUUUUUUGACUGGUAUUUGUUUAAAGGGGACGGAAAUAAAACAGUAUGUUUGUGACACAACUUUCUUUAAGUUCUAUUGAUAUCUUAUUCACUCAGUUGAUCAUUCUUUUCAUAUUAAAGCAAAUAAGGUUUUACUUAGUGAUAUAUUUUGGAAUCUUUACAUUCGGGAAAUACUAUACUGUCCAAAAAACUUGUAAUGAAUAUUUUCUGACAAGAAUAUAUUGUGCUGAUUUUUGCUUUAAAUACACUGUAAUUUUGCAGCUCUAUCAUCUAAAAACCUACAUUUUGAAAAAUAAAACACAAACACUUUGAAUUUCUUAAUUGGAAUGGUUGCUUUCUUUGAUUACAAGAUUAUUGAUU
Molecule: messenger RNA, 3784 nt
Organism: Anoplopoma fimbria (sablefish)
Lineage: Eukaryota; Metazoa; Chordata; Actinopteri; Perciformes; Anoplopomatidae
Gene: zdhhc3b
Product: zinc finger DHHC-type palmitoyltransferase 3b
Exons: 7
Coding region: 418-1314 (298 amino acids)
Biological process (GO): protein targeting to membrane; peptidyl-L-cysteine S-palmitoylation
Cellular component (GO): endoplasmic reticulum; Golgi apparatus
Molecular function (GO): protein-cysteine S-palmitoyltransferase activity
Source: RefSeq, a predicted model, not a curated record